UACUUAGAUACAGGGGCGGACUGACCAUUUGGAAACUCAGGCACUGCCCGAGGGCCCGGAGUCAGUAGGGGGCCCCAUGAGAUGCCCCUGGUACCUUUUUCAUAGCCUUUUUUAAGUUUGGGCAAGGGCACAGGGCCCCUAUGAUCCCCUAUUGCCCGGGGCCCCAUGAGUUGUCAGUCCGCCCCUGCUUAGAUAACUAUACAAGCACAAGAGACUUUUUCUCUAGCUCCUUGUCUGCAGUUAUAGUGCACACUGCAGAUGACCUGAAUGUAAACAAAGCAAUG
Messenger RNA from Staurois parvus, 284 nucleotides. The record is from the annotation of a GenBank genome assembly. NCBI's taxonomy places the organism in Eukaryota, Metazoa, Chordata, Amphibia, Anura, Ranidae.